GAGUUCCGGGUAGAGUUCCGGAUGCCAACAAGUUUUCUGGCUGUAGAAAUGGCCACGCUCUGUCUCUUCGACAUGGAUGGGACCUUGACUGCCCCGCGGCAGAAAAUUACAAAAGAAAUGGAUGGCUUUCUACAAAAAUUGAGGCAGAAGACCAAAAUUGGAGUGGUAGGUGGGUCAGAUUUUGAGAAACUGCAAGAGCAACUGGGAAACGAUGUGGUUGAGAAAUACGAUUAUGUGUUUCCAGAGAAUGGCUUGGUAGCGUACAAAGAUGGGAAGCUAUUGUGUAAACAGAAUAUCCAGGGUCAUCUGGGGGAGGAUGUGAUCCAGGACCUGAUCAACUACUGUCUGAGCUACAUUGCAAAAAUUAAACUCCCUAAGAAAAGGGGAACUUUCAUCGAAUUCCGAAAUGGCAUGUUGAAUGUGUCCCCCAUUGGAAGAAGCUGCACCCAAGAAGAACGAAUUGAAUUCUAUGAACUGGAUAAAAAAGAACAUAUACGACAAAAAUUCGUAGCAGACCUGAGGAAGGAAUUUGCAGGGAAAGGCCUCACAUUCUCCAUAGGUGGCCAAAUCAGCUUCGAUGUCUUUCCUGAAGGAUGGGACAAGCGGUAUUGCCUGAGACACCUGGAACAGGAUGGUUUUAAGACCAUUUAUUUCUUCGGAGACAAGACUAUGCCAGGUGGUAAUGACCAUGAGAUCUUCACAGACCCCAGAACUGUGGGCUACACAGUGACAGCACCCGAAGACACAAGCAGGAUCUGUGAGGAGCUCUUCCCGUAACACCAGACAACAACACUGAAAGGUCACUAAGGGUCAGGGGUCACUUAGGGUCAGAGUGGAAGUCCCUCCACACAUGUGCAUGGCCCCAGACUCUGUUCUUAGUGGGUCCAAUCACACGGGAGCUAGAGGUCAGCUCACUGGGCUUGCCAAUAGGCCGCACCUUCAUCCAGAACCAGCAGCAGCCCCAAGAGAAAGAAUUUAUCAGAAAUGGCUGUGGCUGGGUAUCAUGGCUUGUGUGUGUAAUCUGUGCUUUGAAGCCAGCCUGAGGUACAGAAUGAGACCGUGUCUCAAAACAAAAAGAUGGUGGCUUUGGGUUGGGGUAUAGCCUGUAGGACACUUGCCUAGCAUGGAUCCCAGCCUACACCUUAGGGACCUCAGAGACAGAAGUAACUUCUGCCAGUCCCUUCUCCCCACCCAUGGUCUAAGAGCUAGCUGAUAGAAUACAUGCUGCCCUUUGAAAAUUUCCCAUCAUAUGAUACAGGAAAAAAUAAGAAUGUACCUGGGUCCAUUAUCCUUUGAGGAACUUAAGGUGUAGGUUCGGGUGGUUGUGGUGGAUUUGGGGCAGGGGGAUUCUAUUUUGAAACAUGGUCUCACUGUGUAGCUGUGGCUGCCCCAGAACCUGCUGUGUAGACCAGGUGGGCCUUGAGUUCAGGGUCUUCCUGCCUCUGCCUUACAAAUGCAGAUUACAUGCACCAACACCAGCUAAGGUUU
Grammomys surdaster is the source of this 1488-nucleotide messenger RNA. RefSeq names its product phosphomannomutase 2. The record is from RefSeq and is a predicted model, not a curated record. Gene Ontology annotation, biological process: mannose metabolic process; GDP-mannose biosynthetic process; protein N-linked glycosylation. Gene Ontology annotation, cellular component: cytosol. Bases 22 to 777 code for a protein of 251 amino acids. Lineage: Eukaryota; Metazoa; Chordata; Mammalia; Rodentia; Muridae. Gene Ontology annotation, molecular function: phosphomannomutase activity. The transcript has a single exon.